UGCAGCGUCGGCGGUCAUUUCGUAGAAGGUCGCCAAGGAGUUCGAGUGCUGGCGGAUUGCACAGCCCCAAGCGUCAUCAUUCCACUCUCCUCCACCCUGCUGCCACUACGAAAAAUGUCAUCCUCCAGCGACCGGAAAAAACCCCACAUUGCCUUCCUCCCGAGCGCCGGCAUGGGCCAUCUGAAGCCCUUCUGCAGCCUCGCGGCCGCGCUCUCCGAGCGCGGUUGCGACGUCUCCUUCAUCACCGUCCACCCCGCCGUGUCCGAAGCCGAAUCCUGCCAUGUUUCCAACUUCUUUGCUGCUUUCCCUCGUAUCCGUCGUCUGGACUUUGACCUCGGCGCAUUCGAUCCCUCCGGCGUUGCCUCCACCGACCCUUUCUUUCUCCGCGUGGAGGCAAUUCGCCGCUCGGCGCACCUCCUCCCCGCUCUCCUCGCCGCCUCAUCUCCGGGACCGAAAGUUGAUAGAGAAGAUGGAGAAGUGGAGUUGGAGGGUUUGUUGGGUGAAAGAUAUUUAGAACGAGUGAAGGAUAGGGGGUUGGUGGUGAAGGGUUGGGUGGACCAAGAGGAGAUUCUGAGGCACAGAGCUAUUGGUGGCUUUCUUAGCCAUUGUGGGGCGAACUCGGUGUUUGAGGCGGCGUUCCAUGGUGUUCCGGUCCUGGGGUGGCCGGAAGGAGGGGACCAGAGGGUGAAUGCAGAGGUGGUGGUUAGGAGCGGGCUUGGGAUUUGGGUGAAGGAGUGGAGCUGGGAGGGUGAAGAGGAGGUGGUGAUGGGGGAGGAGAUCGGUGAGCGAGUGAGGCAUCUGAUGGAGGAUGAGGGCCUGCAAGCUUCAGCAGCGAGAUUGAGGGAGGGGGCUGUGAAGGCUGUGGCUGAGGAUGGGAGCUCUGGCAAGGGGUUGGCAGAGUUCAUUCGUAUGCUAUAAAGAUGCCAUGAAGCUGAGGUUGUUUCUUUAUCAACAAAUUUAGUAGUGAUCUCGUUUGAGUAAAUUUCGAUGGCAUUCAUGGAGGCAUCCUAUGGGUGUGGUCAGGGAGUCAACAGGUCAAUAAUCUAAGUGAUAUCAUGCUGAGUGAACGGGUCCCCUGAAUUAUUAAAUCUUUCAUGCCACUUCAAUUAGUGUCCCCUAGAAUUUGUUUACUAUUUUGUGCUAGCGUUUACAAGAUACGACUUUUGAAUUAUGGUUAUGCAUUCAAAGGAAUAUAUGAUGGCCCCUAUUUAUCUGCAUAGU
Elaeis guineensis (African oil palm) is the source of this 1221-nucleotide messenger RNA. NCBI's taxonomy places the organism in Eukaryota, Viridiplantae, Streptophyta, Magnoliopsida, Arecales, Arecaceae. The record is from RefSeq and is a predicted model, not a curated record.